Messenger RNA from Cucurbita pepo subsp. pepo (vegetable marrow), 796 nucleotides. RefSeq names its product chlororespiratory reduction 7 (gene CRR7). Lineage: Eukaryota; Viridiplantae; Streptophyta; Magnoliopsida; Cucurbitales; Cucurbitaceae. Gene Ontology annotation, cellular component: chloroplast stroma. The record is from RefSeq and is a predicted model, not a curated record.
CUACGAGGGUUUGUUUCAGUUGAAGCUUCAGAGCUCAUCAAAUGGAGAGAGCAGCUCUUCACAAGCAUUUCCAGAGCUUCAAUGGAAUAAUUUCUUAUUCCAAUUCUACCCUCUACCCAUUGAGAAGACGAAGAACAGAACAGCAGAACUCAAAGUGCUUGUCGGGUGCUUCUUCCUUUCUUCUUCCCAAGCUGCCUACUGCCUCCAAACAUCAGCAACGAAUCAAGGUAUAUGCGAGUAGUAGAAGAAGAAGAAGAGCAAAUGAAAGUAGUGAUACGUAUGUGCUUUUGGAGCCUGGAGAAGAUGAGAAAUUUGUCUCCAAAGAAGAAUUGGAAGCCAUUUUGAAAGGUUGGCUUCAAAAUUGGCCAGGUGAAGCUCUUCCACCUGAUCUUCAACGCUUUGAAUCCAUUGAGGAAGCUGUUUCUUUCUUGGUUAAGUUUGUUUGUGAACUCGAAAUCGAUGGAGAUAUCGGUUCCAUUCAAUGGUAUCAAGUUCGUCUCGAGUGAUUCUUCGCACUUUAUAACCCUCUCUUGACAAGAAAAUUUGACUGGGUUUUUUUGAAUUCGAAAUGAUGGUUGAAUUUGGUGUAAGUAAACGAAGAAUAGGCUCAUGCAUCUCCUAUACAUAUAUUGACAUUUAUUGAAUUCAUAACUCUGGUUUAUUGGGUUCAUCUCUUAUUUAUUUAGUUCAUAACUCUUUUAGUUCCGGUUGAGAUGUAUUGAGUUUGAUUAAGUAUCUAUUUAGUGCCAGUUGGAAAAAUUUUGUUGAGAAACACUUUGAUUAUUGAGAUUUGUUG